AUUUAAGUGCGGCACAUUCCUGUGCACGGUGCCCGAGGACGAGGACUCUCAGGUGGGGGAGACACACCGCGACGCCUCGCUCGCAGGGGGCCCGCAGGAGCUCACCCCAAAAACAAAACUCGAAUCAGAAGGCAGGGGGAAUUGUCGGCGACCUGUCCGCGGUUUCGGGGCCUCGGGGGAGGAGAUGUCGGAGCUUCUGCUGAGCGUGCUCGGGGAGCGGCUGGUCAACCGCGAGAAAGCCGAGGUGGACGUGCAGGCGCUGGGCGAGCGGGUGUCGCUGCUCGGCCUGUUCUUCGGCUGCGGCGUGAACGCGCCGUGCCGGCAGUUCAACGGCAGCCUGUGCGACUUCUACGGUCGCUUCAAGAAGACUUCGGAGUACCGAGACCAGCUGGAGGUGGUGUUCGUCUCCUCGGACCAGGAGCAGAAGCAAUGGCAGGACUUUCUGCAGGAGAUGCCCUGGCCCGCCUUGCCCUUCAAAGACAGACACAAAAAGAUGAAGCUGUGGAACAAGUACAAGGUGACCAGCAUCCCGUCACUCGUGUUUGUGGACGCGGCCACGGGGAAGGUUGUGUGUCGGAAUGGUCUGCUGGUGGUCAAGGACGAUCCCAAAGGCCUGGAGUUCCCCUGGGGGCCCAAGCCGUUUGCUGAGGUGGUGGCGGGGCCUCUGCUCAGGAGCAACAGGCAGUCAGCUGACAGCGCUUCCCUGGAGGGGCACUACGUGGGGGUCUACUUCUCUGCACACUGGUGUCCACCGUGCCGCAGUUUAACGCGAGUGUUAGUGGAGUCAUAUCGCACCGUCAAAGAGUCGGGUCAAAAGUUUGAGAUCGUGUUCGUCAGCGCUGAUAGGUCUGAGGAGUCUUUCCAGCAGUACUUCAGCGAGAUGCCCUGGAUGGCGGUGCCGUAUUCGGACGAGGCUCGACGCUCGCGACUCAACAGGCUUUAUGGGAUUCAAGGUAUCCCCACCCUGAUCCUGUUGGACGCUGAGGGUCACGUGAUCACGCGACAAGGCCGCGUGGAGGUGCUGAAUGACCCAGAGUGUCGCCUGUUCCCCUGGCACCCUCGGCCCGUGCUGGAGCUCAGCGAGGCCAACGCCGCGCAGCUCCAUGAGGGGCCCUGCCUUGUCCUCUUUGUGGACGCCGAGGAGGAACGUGAGCUGGAGCCGGCCAAGGAGCUGAUACGGCCCAUCGCCGAGAAGCUGAUGACUAAAUACAAAGCCAAGGAAGAGGAGACGCCGCUGCUCUUCUUUGUGGCCGGAGAGGAUGACAUGAGCGACUCUUUGCGUGAUUAUACCAACCUGCCAGAGGCGGCGCCGCUGCUCACCAUCCUGGACAUGUCGGCACGGGCCAAGUACGUGCGCGACGUGGAGGAGAUCACGCCGGACGUGGUGGAGCAGUUCGUCGGUGACUUCUUGGCCGACAAGCUCAAACCCGAGCCCAUCUAAGACAGCAAGUCCAAAUGCGGACAAGAACGGGACUCUUCACAAUCAUCAUCAAUGCACUCACUCCCUCGGCCUCAUCCUUCACUUUUUACUAUUUUAACUUCCUUUUUUUUUUAACUCUCUCCAUCUCCUGCGGUGCCUUGCAUUGACUCUAUACUCCCUACAGUUAAUAUAUACAAAGAUUAUUUUGUUUUUCCACAUUAUGGCAUUAUUAAAUAGCAUUUCUGGUUUCUAACACAGCCCAGCGGACCUAUUUGUCACUCAUGUCUUUUUCACGUCUAGACCAUGGAAUUAAAAAAGAAAAAGAAAAAAAAAGAAUAAAGUGAUUGCAGCAUUUUUUCUGUA
Messenger RNA from Phyllopteryx taeniolatus (common seadragon), 1783 nucleotides. It is a transcript of the gene nxn, whose product is annotated as nucleoredoxin. The record is from RefSeq and is a predicted model, not a curated record. The transcript has 8 exons. Lineage: Eukaryota; Metazoa; Chordata; Actinopteri; Syngnathiformes; Syngnathidae. Gene Ontology annotation, molecular function: thioredoxin-disulfide reductase (NADPH) activity. Bases 185 to 1441 code for a protein of 418 amino acids.